Molecule: messenger RNA, 2403 nt
Organism: Hyla sarda
Lineage: Eukaryota; Metazoa; Chordata; Amphibia; Anura; Hylidae
Product: cytosolic purine 5'-nucleotidase-like
Exons: 18
Coding region: 367-2046 (559 amino acids)
Molecular function (GO): 5'-nucleotidase activity
Source: RefSeq, a predicted model, not a curated record
UAUAUUUUUUGCUUUAAUAGUUUAAAAAAAGCAGAAAGGGAGGAGAGAUGCAAAAAAUAUGAAGAAUGGUGUGACACAGUGAGAUAGAUGCAAUGUGAGGAACAUAGAUAGACUGACAAGUGACAGACUGUGCAGGGGAAGACUGAAUGAGACACAGAAUUGGGAACAGGAGGGAUUGUAGAGAGGAGGGGGCUGCUGGAACAGGAGUAGGAGGGAGGGAUGAGGCAGCGGCUGUCCACUUCUGAUAACAUAAUCUGCAGCACAAGAUAGACCCUUGGACCUGGGUGUUAAGCUUUAGUGAUAUGGCACUGAGAGUACAGUGAGUGCGGCACUGAGCAUUCAGCUGGCACAGAGAGAAGUCUGACCAUGGGCAGUAUCAGUAAGGAGCAUAACAUGGGUACCGAUGGGCGCCAGCUACAUGACCAUCGCCUCAGCGUCACCGACACCAGUGGUAUCGAUUUACGCACGCUGAAGAGAGAUUACCACCACAGGAUUUUUGUCAAUCGCAGUCUGGGCUUGGAGAAAAUAAAAUGUUUUGGAUUUGAUAUGGAUUAUACAUUGGCAAUGUACCGCUCCCCAGACUAUGAAGAACUUGGCUUUGAGCUUCUGCUGGACAGAUUGGUUUCUAUUGGAUACCCCCAUGAAAUUCUUGAGUAUAAAUAUGACCCAAGCUUCCCAACAAGGGGUCUGGUGUUUGACAGUCUCUACGGAAACCUGCUGAAAGUUGACUCUAAUGGGAAUGUGCUGGUCUGCACUCAUGGCUUCCGCUUCUUAAGAGGGGUAGAGGUCUGGGUUAAAUACCCCAAUAAAUUCAUCCAGAGAGAUGACACCAAGAGGUAUUAUACCCUCAACACCCUAUUCAACUUGGCAGAGACCUAUCUUUACGCCUGUCUAGUGGAUUUCUUCAGUGACUGCCCACGAUUUGUGAACUACGACACCGGAUACCGCCAUGGCAAUCUGUUUAUGUCCUAUAAAAGUAUGUUUCAGGACGUGAGAGACGCGAUGGACUACGUGCAUGACUCGGGUGUUCUGAAGGAGAAGACACUAAAAGAUCUGAAUAAAUAUGUUGUCCAAGAUGAGAGAAUUCCUUUGCUGCUAAGUCGAUUACGUGAGGUGGGAAAAGUUUUUCUAGCCACAAACAGCGACUACAAAUACACCAAUGCCAUCAUGUCCUACCUAUUUAAUGAUGGAAUUGAAGACAAGUAUGACCCCAACAAGAAAACAUGGCGGUCUUACUUUGAUCUUAUUGUUGUGGACACAAGGAAACCACUCUUCUUUGCAGAAGGAACUGUUCUCCGUCAAGUCAACAUGGAUAAUGGAAAGCUAAGAAUUGGCACUUACACAGGCUCCCACCAGCACUGCGCGGUGUACUCAGGGGGCUCCUCUGAUAUUGUGUGUGACCUACUUGGGGUGAAAGGUAAAGACAUCCUGUACGUGGGGGACCACAUCUUUGGAGACAUCUUGAAAUCUAAAAAAAGACAGGGAUGGAGAACAUUUCUUGUGGUGCCUGAACUGGCCAAAGAACUCAACAUCUGGAGUGAGAAGAGUGAACUUUUCAAUGAGUUGAAGAAUCUGGACAUCUUUCUUGGCCAGUUGCAUGAACACAUUGACAGUGGCAGCAGUGAGCAACCAAAUAUCAGCUCCAUUCAGAAGCAGAUUCAGAAAAUCACCCAAGAGAUGGACUUGUGUUACGGGAAGAUGGGCAGCCUGUUCCGCAGUGGUUCUCGGCAGACACUAUUCUCCAGCCAGCUCAGUCGCUAUGCUGAUCUAUAUGCCGCCACCUUCCUAAACCUUUUGUACUAUCCGUUCAGCUAUGUGUUCAAUGCUCUUCCUGUGCUGAUGCCUCAUGAAUCCACAGUGGACCAUGUAAGUGUGGACGGAGCAGAUGCCAACAAGGUUCUUGGGCAACAUCUGAAAUACAUCAAAAGGGACCAUGUUGAAGACGAUUGGUUGCAGAUGGUAAACACCGCCAGGAUAAGCCUUCAAGACUCGCCGGUAUUAAAGCCCGAAACAGAGAGAAAUCCCCUAAGCGUCAUGCUGUAUUAGGGCUGAGGGAUGUGCACAUUAUGUGGGGUUAUACCAGAUACUCACACAGCACAUGACAAUCGGAAGGGGGGCAAAUACUCACACGUCGGGUUGUAAAAAAAAAACGACAGAGUGGCAAUUGUUACAAAAACGAAACUCAGUUUACAGAACACAGUUUUACGUCGUAUGAAGCCAGUUUACAUACAGAAAGGGUACAGGAGUGUUGGAUACAAGGAGCAGAAUUGUUUGUUACACUGAAUUCAUUGCAGAUACAUUGGUGUUUCCCAAAAAAUUGUCCUCCGAGAUCUUUAAUUUCAUGUGUGUGUAUAUAUAUAUAUAUAUAUAUAUAUAUAUACAUAUAUACAUAUACAGGGUGGG